Molecule: messenger RNA, 562 nt
Organism: Bombus impatiens (common eastern bumble bee)
Lineage: Eukaryota; Metazoa; Arthropoda; Insecta; Hymenoptera; Apidae
Product: ATP synthase membrane subunit DAPIT, mitochondrial-like
Exons: 2
Coding region: 178-348 (56 amino acids)
Source: RefSeq, a predicted model, not a curated record
AUAUAUCAUUAGAUGUCACGUGCAUUGAACACCCUCUAGUGGUGUUCACUUAAACUUUGCUAAGGAGACAGAAAAGAAGUAUUAUAGUCUAAUUCGAACUGUAUCAAAGUGACAAUUAACAUUUCAAUUUGAAUUGUGUAUUAAGUAAACACGUAGAUUUUUUUUUACUGAAACAUAAUGGCAAGCUCGAACGACGCAGAACACGGGCUUACUGGCUUAUCGAAAUAUUUUAAUAGUGUCACCGAACGUGGUCGAGCAAAUGUGGCUUUGUCAUCAAUCGGUGGAAUGAUUGCUCUAGGCCUAUACUUCUAUUUAAAACCAAAAAGUAAAAAGACAGACGAAAAAUGAAUCAAUAACAAGAUUAAAUACAGUAGAUACAUUAUGUAAUAUUAAUUUCUGCGUUACUUUAGUCUCAUUAAGAAUAAAGAAUUAUUAAUUAUUAAAACCUCAUCAUUUAUUUUUAUUAAUAUAUUGCAAUGUAUCAAAAUUUUUAGAACAAGAAUUUUUAAUUUUUUAUAAAUUAAAUAUAUUUUAAGUCUAAAAAUAAAUUUAACUGUACCUA